CGAUGAAAAGGCAACGGGGGAUACGAAGCCGGUGGCCAGGAUGUGCCAAGUGCGUACACACACACACACACACAUUACAGGUCACUCGUUCCUUUUGUUACUGCUUUGCUCACUUGGGUCAUGCAUCAUGUAUGGAUUCGAUGCAAGGCUGCGUGACGGUUCCUGGUAGGACACGUCGGCGAGGCAGGCAGACGCAGAUGCAGAGCGACAAUGUGACGAGUCAGCGCCCGAGUUGCAUACGUGCGAUGGAUGGAUGGAUGGAUGGAUGGAUGGACGGGUGCAUGGAUAGACGGACUCCCUUUGGUUCCCAGACAGUGACCAGAACAGGCGAACAAUAAAGUGGAGCGGGCCAAUAUGAAGGGAGAUGGUGAUGAUGUAUCUAUGUAUCUAUGUCUUGGACGGCAUACAUACACCGGCGGACGCUGUGGUGGAUUGGCUGC
This is a messenger RNA of Periconia digitata, 440 nucleotides long. The record is from the annotation of a GenBank genome assembly. Lineage: Eukaryota; Fungi; Ascomycota; Dothideomycetes; Pleosporales; Periconiaceae.